Molecule: messenger RNA, 903 nt
Organism: Cladophialophora carrionii CBS 160.54
Lineage: Eukaryota; Fungi; Ascomycota; Eurotiomycetes; Chaetothyriales; Herpotrichiellaceae
Exons: 3
Coding region: 1-903 (300 amino acids)
Source: RefSeq, a predicted model, not a curated record
AUGGCGCCGUCACCGAUUACAGAAGACUAUUACAUGAUCCUGGAGGUGGAGCCCACGGCCGAGCCGCAGCUAAUCGCGAAAUCUUAUCGACGGCUCGCGCUAAAACUCCAUCCGGACCGGAACGACAAGCGCGACGCUACCGAAGCUUCGUGUAGUAAGAAUGCCCUCGAUUCCUCGAUCUUCGGCCUUCAGCGAAGAGUUCGGCAGUUGGAACAAGAGAUCAAGAAUCUGGACAGUAUUUUGGCUGCUGAGAGGGCAACUGAAGCACAGAAGAACAGCUGGGGAACAUGGUUGUUAUCACCAUUCUACAAGAAAGUAGAAGAGACUGCGAGCGAGAAGGCGCGCAAGGACCGAGAGAGGCAAGAGAGAAGGAUUGAAAAAGAUCUGAAGGAGCGGUGGCUGGAGUCGAAGAAGGCGGAGUUGAAGUCGGAGGGAACUCGUUUGCGGACUGCGAAAGAGGAUGUCGAUGCCGCGGAUCUGCGUGACGAUGAGAAACUGCGGGUAAUUCAGGCCAAGAUACGGGCACGAGAAGAUCGCGAGUGGCGAGAGAGGCUGAUGGCCGAGAAAGAGAAAUUUGCACAAAUUCGGCGACAGCAGGAGGAGCAGCGGAAGAAACAGGAGCAGGAAGCAGCAGAAGCGAUGAGAAAACAAAACCUGGAGAGACGCGAAGCACAGAGGCAAUACGAAGAAGCGAACAGAAGGCGGCAGAAGAUUAUUGACGAUGAGGCCGAACGGCGCCGGGAACGAUACAUGCAUUUCGAGUCCAUGGGGAGAGACACUCGCGCGACUUCCACCAUGCCCAAGAUGCUACGAACGGUGGACUUAUCUACUGCAAUGCCCGGGCUGUGGGAUCGAGGCAUGUCCCAGGUGUCAAGCUUCGAUCCGGCCAAGGGGACGGCAUAA